AUGUCUCGUCCCGCAGCCCUCAUGCACCAGGGCCAUGGGCCUGAGGUGUCCCAAACCGCACUUGUCUCGGGCAAUUGCGAGGGCGUUACGGAGGUCAUUACCGGCGCCACCGAACGUGAUAUGUCUCGUCCCGCAGCCCUCAUGCACCAGGGCCAUGGGCCUGAGGUGUCCCAAACCGCACUUGUCUCGGGCAAUUGCGAGGGCGUUACGGAGGUCAUUACCGGCGCCACCGAACGUGAUAUGUCUCGUCCCGCAGCCCUCAUGCACCAGGGCCAUGGGUCGGUCGCGCUCGCUCCCGCGGGCGCGGCGGUCGCCACCGAUCCGGACGCGGCCAUGGCGGCCCUCGCGGCCGGCGCGCAAGCCGCAGAGCCUGCCGGAGGUGCCACCCGAGCGGCGAGGUGA
This is a messenger RNA of Emiliania huxleyi CCMP1516, 402 nucleotides long. RefSeq lists its product as hypothetical. The record is from RefSeq and is a predicted model, not a curated record. The transcript has 6 exons. NCBI's taxonomy places the organism in Eukaryota, Haptophyta, Isochrysidales, Noelaerhabdaceae. The coding region runs from base 1 to 402 and encodes 133 amino acids.